Cercospora beticola is the source of this 2154-nucleotide messenger RNA. RefSeq lists its product as uncharacterized. The record is from RefSeq and is a predicted model, not a curated record. Gene Ontology annotation, molecular function: basic amino acid transmembrane transporter activity. Gene Ontology annotation, biological process: basic amino acid transport; transmembrane transport. NCBI's taxonomy places the organism in Eukaryota, Fungi, Ascomycota, Dothideomycetes, Mycosphaerellales, Mycosphaerellaceae. Gene Ontology annotation, cellular component: fungal-type vacuole membrane.
GUUCCAUCGCUGUACGGGUGUUACUUGUUGUCCACCAAUACAUCAGUUCUUUCCCUUCAAAUCAAUCAUUGAUGACCCAUGAACAAGCUUGAUGCAUAGAGUUCGGAACCUUCCACGCUGAUGGGCAUCUGUACCUGGUUCUACGCCUAAAUCGGAGAAAUCGCAGAGCCUCAUUCACUACAGAUCACGGGGACAAGACCUUCGGCCAUGUCUUCUUACAAUCAUCAAGGCAAUGUCCAGAACACUGGCCCAGAGCCGGCACUGUCUGGCCCUUCUUCUGGAACACUAACACCUUCUGAGACGACGCCACUUAUUCCUCCGAUACCGACUACAGUGGCAAAACAUGGAAAAGGCGAUCCUCCCAGCAACGCGACCCCUGAUGGGGCAGCAAAUGUCAAAUCAUUGCCGGAGAAUGGCAGCGACGGCGACGGGCACACCCAAGCAAGCCAAUCGUUAAGCCCAAUCCGAGGACUCCUCGUCUACAGCGCACUCGGCGUCCUCAUCUUCAUCGUCGCAACCAAUAUGAGCUUACUCACGACGACUCAAUCAUCAAUUGCAGCCGAACUGGACGCUUUCGAAGCGACUUCGUGGUUUACUUCAGCUUUUCUCAUCACCAUGUCUUCCCUGGGACCACUCAAUGGGAAAUUGAGCAGCGUCUUCUCGCCGAGGUCGUGCAUUGUGGUCUCGUCGCUACUGCUUGCAAUAGGAUGUCUCUUGUGCGCGGUGGCUUCCAGCUUUGAGAGCUUUGUCUUCGGAAGAUGUGUGCAGGGAGUGGGUGCCAGUGGGGUGUUCACGAUUAGUAUUAUUAUCGUUUUGGAACUCACUGGAUCGAAGCGGCGUGGACUUGGAAUUGGGCUGCUCAAUACUGGAUUUACUGUCGGCGUUGCUGUAGGAGCGACUGCCGCAGGUGCACUACUUCCGAUUACGGGAUGGCGAGCAUUGUUCUGGAUGCAGAUACCAAUCUGCGCAUUUGUUGGUCUGGUGCUACUUUUUGCCCUGCCUGGAGACUUUCAUGCUGGCAAAGUUGCUGAUGAAGAAUCGACAUGGACAAGACUUCGGAGACUGGACUACACGGGCGCGCUUCUACUUACAGGAUCGCUUGUGCUGUUACUAUAUGCGAUGGCAGCACCUAAGCAGAUACCGAUCUGGCCAAUUGUCGCUUCGGCCAUCGUGCUAAUUCUUUUCGUCAACAACGAGGUUUACUUUGCCAAGGAUCCAUUUAUUCCAGUUGCUUUACUCAAAUCGAGGGGACUGCUUUUCACUUGCCUAGGAACUGUUGGGUUCAUGAUGGCCAGGUGGAGCGUGCUGUUCUAUGCGCCGACUUACGCUUUGGCAGUCCGGACCUGGUCGCCUUCGACAGCUGGAGCAAUGCUCAUCCCGACAAAUUUUGGCUUUGCGCUCGGCGGACUUUCAGUAGGCUGGCUUCACAUCAAGCGCCAAGGAUCUUUCUAUCUGCCGACGCUGAUCACAUAUCUGGCGUUUCCCGUAACACUGGCAGCUCUUGGUUUCCUAUCAAUCGACAACGUGCCAGCUUGGGCAUUUGUCUUUGUACUCUUCGUCUGUGGCUUUGUGACUGGAGCAGCAAUGAACUACAAUCUUGCACACAUGCUACAUCUCACGCCAAAAGCAACUCAUUAUGUGGCUACUGCAUUGCUGGCCACAUUUCGUGGCUUCGCUGGAUCGUUUGGGUCGGCUCUCGGUGGCGGCCUGUUCGAGCGCACACUGUAUACGGAUCUACAGAGGAGGUUCCGAGACGCUGGACUCAAGAAUCCUUCGCUCGUGCGGCGCCUCCUGGGAUCGCCAGCUCUCGUUGAGCAGCUGUCAAGCCCAGAGCGAGAGAUUGCGAUUGAGUCUUACCAGUAUGCGCUGAGGGUUCUUUGGUUCGCUAUGGCGGGAAUUGCUUUCGUGGCAUUUUUCGUGCAAGCAGGAACAGGCUGGAGAGGGUACAAAGAGAAGCCAGUCGCAGAAGAUGAGCGAGAAGCUUUGCUGAACGACAGAGAUGACAAUGAUACAGAAAAUAAUACUGCACGGACAUGAAAUAGAGAUACAGCAUCACGCACACUUAGCAGGCAUACGAUACUGCAACAAUAUUUACAUUAUAUUAUGGCAUCGACUGAGCCCCAUAUGACAAUGAGCCACUCGAUGGGAACAACG